AUGGAUCAAAUUCAGACCCAUCCCUCGACCGCGGCGCAGGCCAAGGCGUUCACUGCACCCGGAUCCCUUUCGUUCCCUGGCGGCCAUGGCGAGCUCACUCCUCCCUCGGACUCGUUGGACAAGAUGAACAUGGGGCGGUCUGGAGUGAACGGCGGUCCCGCAGGUCCUCAGGCGCCUAAUGGCACCGGGGUGACACCCGCGACUCCUGCUGCGACCCCUGCUGCUACUACUCAGGGAGGAAGUGGUUUGACGCCCACCUUGCAGAACAUCGUCGCCACUGUCAAUCUCGAUUGCCGUCUGGACCUCAAGACGAUUGCCCUGCAUGCGAGAAACGCUGAAUACAACCCGAAGCGUUUCGCGGCCGUCAUCAUGCGUAUCCGUGAGCCAAAGACUACAGCCUUGAUCUUCGCCUCUGGCAAGAUGGUUGUGACUGGUGCAAAGUCUGAGGACGACUCGAAGCUUGCUUCGCGCAAGUACGCUCGAAUCAUCCAAAAGCUCGGCUUCAACGCCAAGUUCACAGACUUCAAGAUCCAGAAUAUCGUCGGUUCUUGUGACAUCAAGUUCCCGAUUCGUCUCGAGGGUUUGGCUUCCCGCCAUCACAACUUCAGCUCCUACGAGCCUGAGUUGUUCCCCGGUCUCAUCUACCGCAUGAUCAAGCCCAAGAUUGUGCUUCUGAUCUUCGUCAGCGGCAAGAUCGUCUUGACUGGUGCCAAGGUCCGCGAGGAAAUCUACCAGGCAUUCGAGAUGAUCUAUCCCGUCUUGCAAGAUUUCCGCAAGGUCUAA
This is a messenger RNA of Phaeoacremonium minimum UCRPA7, 783 nucleotides long. RefSeq names its product putative tata-box-binding protein. Gene Ontology annotation, molecular function: RNA polymerase II general transcription initiation factor activity; DNA binding. NCBI's taxonomy places the organism in Eukaryota, Fungi, Ascomycota, Sordariomycetes, Togniniales, Togniniaceae. Bases 1 to 783 code for a protein of 260 amino acids. The transcript is spliced from 4 exons. Gene Ontology annotation, biological process: DNA-templated transcription initiation. The record is from RefSeq and is a predicted model, not a curated record.